AUGUCGGCAACAAAGAUCAAGGUCAUUGCCAACCCUCACUACAAGAAGUCAGGUACAAAGUCGUACGUGCACCUGAUGCGCAAGUAUCGCUUCAACCCGACUCAACCUGGCCCAUACUUCCUCGGCAAUGCUAUGCAGCAGACAGGCCGGCAGUACACCGAUAAGGCUAUCGGUGGACGCGUGCAUAUGCGUCAGGUGCUGCAGAAGAAGAGCGCCGAUACCGACCAGGUAGGCGAGGUGGGCGCCGAGGACGUGCAGAAUGAUUCGAUGUAUCUUGCCCAAGUGGGUAUUGGUAGCCCGGCCCAGAACCUGAAUUUGGACUUUGAUACGGGAUCUGCCGAUCUAUGGGUUUGGUCGACUAACUUGCCGUCGGCAACCCUGUCCAAAUACACCGACCAUACUGUCUUUGACUCCAGCAAAUCGAGCACUUUUAAGACCCAGACAGGCUCGACCUGGAAGAUCUCUUACGGAGAUGGAUCUUCUGCCUCUGGUACUGUUGGUACCGACGAUGUGAAUAUCGGUGGUGUGGUUGUGAAAAACCAGGCUAUCGAGCUAGCAGACACCAUGUCGGCCCAAUUUGCAAGCGGGGCUGGUGAUGGUCUGCUGGGUCUCGCAUUCUCCAACAUUAAUACCGUGCAGCCAAAGUCUGUAGCCACUCCCGUGGAGAAUAUGAUCACCCAGUCCGACAUCCCGUCAUCUGCUGAGCUGUUCACAGCUAAGCUGGGAUCAUGGCGUGAUGCCGAUGAGCCCGAUAAGGGCGAAUCGUUCUAUACAUUUGGCUACAUUGACCAGGCUACCGUGACUGCUGCUGGUGCAGAUAUCACCUAUACGCCUGUUGAUAAGAGCCAGGGAUUCUGGCUGUUUGAUUCCACUUCUGCGACCGUGAAUGGAAAGACCAUCACUCGGUCUGGAAACACUGCCAUUGCUGACACUGGUACUACUUUGGCUCUUGUGGAUGAUGCUACCUGCAAGGCCAUCUAUGAUGCUAUUGAAGGAGCUAAAUAUGAUAGUGAAAGCCAGGGAUACAUUUAUCCUUCCGAUACUACCGUUGAUAAUCUGCCUGUUGUGUCGUUUGCUGUUGGCGACAAGCAAUUUGCUGUGCAGAAGGAGGAUUUGGGUUUCGUGGAGGCAAAGUCCGGAUGGAUCUAUGGUGGUAUCCAGAGCCGUGGCUCGAUGGAUAUGGACAUUCUGGGCGAUACCUUCUUGAAGGGAAUUUACGCCGUUUUUGAUGUCGGCAACACUCGAUUCGGCGCGGUCCAGCGAAAGGAACUUAACCAGAACCUUGCUACUCCUUCGGAGUAA
This is a messenger RNA of Penicillium longicatenatum, 1302 nucleotides long. Its product is annotated as pepsin-like aspartic protease. Gene Ontology annotation, molecular function: aspartic-type endopeptidase activity. The transcript is spliced from 3 exons. The record is from RefSeq and is a predicted model, not a curated record. The coding region runs from base 1 to 1302 and encodes 433 amino acids. NCBI's taxonomy places the organism in Eukaryota, Fungi, Ascomycota, Eurotiomycetes, Eurotiales, Aspergillaceae. Gene Ontology annotation, biological process: proteolysis.